This is a messenger RNA of Salvelinus namaycush (lake trout), 1409 nucleotides long. RefSeq names its product nucleoside diphosphate kinase-like. The record is from RefSeq and is a predicted model, not a curated record. Gene Ontology annotation, molecular function: nucleoside diphosphate kinase activity. Bases 286 to 828 code for a protein of 180 amino acids. The transcript is spliced from 5 exons. Lineage: Eukaryota; Metazoa; Chordata; Actinopteri; Salmoniformes; Salmonidae. Gene Ontology annotation, biological process: CTP biosynthetic process; GTP biosynthetic process; UTP biosynthetic process.
CGUAGCAAAAUGUGGAAUAAAUCAAGGGGUCUGAAUACUUUCCGAAUGCACUGUAUGUGGGCCUACACUUACCAGGGGCCAGGCACACUGAAAACCAACAUAUGUUGUUCGUGCCACUGUAGACCUAAAACCAGCAUAUUUGGGGUUAAACAUGUACCUUAUGCUACCUUUCUAAAAUUACGGGGGUGGGACUCGUGAUUUCUUUUAAAGGAGCAUUACUGACUUCAACAGGUACAUAUGUUGAAGAAUAUCACAAGUCAACUAUAACUUUGGUUUGUUGAAAUAAUGGUUCUAUUUCAAAGGUGUGCGCUGAAAAACCUUAUCCUGCCGAGUCCGUACUGUCGGGGUUGGGGAGUUCUACCAGCGAGUAAAAGUUAUAUCACUGAGUUCGCAUUUUUUCUCCUCCUUGGGCAUCGAUGCACUGGAUACAGUACCAUAUCAGGGAUCCCUGGUGUGAGAGAACGUACUCUUAUUGCAGUGAAACCAGAUGGGGUCCAGCGCCGCCUUGUGGGACAGAUAAUGCAACGCUUUGAGCAGAGAGGCUUCAAACUGGUGGGCAUGAAGAUGCUGCAGGCAUCAGAGGAGCUGCUCUCUCAGCACUACCAGGAGUUAAGCAGGAAGCCCUUUUACCCCACUCUCCUGUACUACAUGACCUCUGGUCCCAUAGUUGUCAUGGUGUGGGAGGGUCAUAAUGUGGUCCGUACAUCCCGGAUCAUGGUAGGAGGCACCAACCCAUCCGAGGCCCAAGCAGGCACCGUCCGGGGCGAUUUCAGCAUUCACAUCAGCAGGUUUGUAUUUAUUUUCCAGAAAUGUGGUCCAUGCCAGUGAUUCAGUAGAGGGGGCUCAGAGGGAGAUCCAGCUGUGGUUUCAUCGAAAGGAACUGGUGGAUUGGGACUGCUAUAACCACAAUAGCACCUACGAGCUUUGAGAAAGAAGGCAGAGAUUGAAAGAGAGCGUGAACAAGGUAGAAUGACCAUCAGGAACAGUGGCACCAUACCUAACUCUGUGUCCUGCUUGCAAUACUCAGCAUUCUCCAUCGUGGGAGGCUCCAAUACCCAAGAGCCCCUCGCCUACUCUUAUACAGUAAUGUAUCGUCCUCCCCAUACGUUUUUGGAUUUAAGAUCAAAUGAUCCAUAUGACACAUCGUUAGUUUAUUUGAGGCUGAUUUAAUGAAUAUCCAUUUUACCAUUUAGACAUGAAAGCACUUUAUAUAUUUAGUCCCUCCAUUUGAAGAAAUCAUAGGUAUUUGGACAAAUUUACGAGUGUAGUUACUAUUUGUUCCCAUAUCGCUUGGACCUAAUGACUUCAAGUUUGCAACUCUACAAACUCAUUGGCUGUAUUUGCAAUUCGUUUUUUUGUGUAUUAUGGGAUGUCUUAUCUAAUAGUAACUAAAUGGUGUCUGGAAUCUU